CGGAAGGAUGUCUCAUGGGGCGCUAUGGCCGUUGCCGCCGACGUACGACGAGGCGAUAGCCGAAUGUCGAAAAGGUGUACCAGACUCUUUGCGCCCAGCGGUAUGGUAUUUCCUCUGCACUUCCGAGCGCGAGACGUCGCCAGCCAAGAUCGAAGCAACGUACGCCGCCGCGACAAAAGAGGUUUUUGGGCCAAUCCUGCCCACAUCCGUUGCUGCCGCGCCGAUGUUUGGCAAGCCGUCCUCCUCGCACGUCACGUUGGAGCUGAUUCCGGCGCUGGCCGUCGCCCACAGCCGGCUUUCCAUCGUACUACAUCGACUCCAUGGCGUGGAUCAUUGCCGUAUACUGCCGGAACUCAUGCGCUUGUGUCUCCUCGUCAACAUUACGGAAGCGCAUAUAUACUGCAUGAUGCGGAGCUUGUUGCAACGCAGUCGCCCCAAAGAUGAGUGGAAGCUACCGACUUCGCCCGCCCACGAGUUGGCUGUGAUCGGUCAUCUAAAGGACACGGUGGCGUGGCGUUACCCACUGCUCGCGACCGCGAUGCAACGUCAAGGCGCAUGGGAUGACUCGUACUUUGCCGACACAAUUCACAACUUCUUCGUCCUAUAUGUUUCGCUGCCGGUCGCUCUCCAGAUUGCGGACGCCUACCUCGGCGAGGGGCCCAAGAUUCACUGCCGCUUUCUUAUGGCACUGCUGAAGCUCCACAAAGUGCCCAUGGCGGCUGAGAUAACGGCCUCAGGCGCUGCAUGGUGGGCGCUGCUGGCAACGCGCACCCGGGCGAAUUCGAUGGCCGAAAUUUCAGCUGUCGCCUAUCGAAAGUGGUAUGGGUACCUCUUUCGCCGUCAGAACUUUGAGUCGCGGCUUGCGUCAACGCCGUCGGCGUACGUUGGUGUACCGACGCUUGACGAGUACGGAGCUCCACUGCCUCUUGUUGUCGAUACGUCGGCGCCACCGAUGCUGCUUCACGCAACACGUGACUCUAUCUUGUCGACGUGGCUGCCUGCGACCGAGCAGCUGAAGCAGCUGCAACGUUGCUACUGCGCAAUCCAACACGGCCGAGGCCUCGACACGUUGUAUCGCUACUGUGCCAACAUCUCACCGCUAGUCGUCGUGCUCCAAGUUCUCGGCUGUGAUCAAGUCAUUGUUGCAUACCUCUCGCACGGUGUGGGUCCGCGUGACCAGCUCUUCGGGGACAAAAGAUGCUUUGUCGCAUCGCUUGCUCCCGCCAUGAAGUACGCGGCCACUGGAACGGGCGCCAAGUUCGUAAUGUGCCAGCCGUCUCUUCUUGCCAUCGGUAUCGACAGCAAAAGCAGUGCCGCAGCUCUGGAGAUCGAUGAAGGUCUCGUGCGCGGCCGAAGUCAGGCAACUGAUGUCUUUAGCAACCCCCCACUUGGCGGCGCGGAAGAAUUUGACGUCGGCGACAUUGAAGCGUACAAGUUUGUUCUCUAGUGAUUUGUAUCUGAGCUUAAAUCGCACAAAUAUUUGGUUCCAAAA
Messenger RNA from Saprolegnia diclina VS20, 1492 nucleotides. RefSeq lists its product as hypothetical. The record is from RefSeq and is a predicted model, not a curated record. NCBI's taxonomy places the organism in Eukaryota, Oomycota, Saprolegniomycetes, Saprolegniales, Saprolegniaceae. Bases 8 to 1447 code for a protein of 479 amino acids. The transcript is spliced from 8 exons.